AUGUUCCCAUGGUUGGCUCAUGGUCAUAUAUUCCCCUAUUUUGAGCUAGCUAAGAAACUAUCUCAGAAAAACUUCCACAUAUAUUUCUGUUCUACAGCAAUCAAUCUAACUUCAAUCAGUAAAUCCAUUGAAAAUAACUCCUGUGAUUCUUCAGUACAACUAAUCGAACUCCGUUUACCCUCAUGGCCUGAACUUCCUCCUCAUUACCACACAACCAAAAACGUGCCUCCUGAUCUUAUGCCAAAGCUCCAUGAGGCUUUCCAAUUGUCACGCUCCAGCUUUGCAGAGAUCAUCAAAACAGUAAAGCCUGACUUGGUCGUAUAUGAUUUCUUCCAACCAUGGGCUGCCACACUUGCUUCAUCACUAGGUAUUCCUGCAGUUUACUUUGCCACUUCAGGAGCAGCAGCGUUUUCAUUUUACCAUCAUUACUCUACAUAUGGGAAUGCUACUUUCCCUUAUCAGGAAAUCUAUUUACGGGAUUAUGAAAGAAUAAAUCUAGACAUUCUACACAAUAUUGAAAAAGAAGGUGAAGACUUUCCUUUUGGUAGCUUGAAACGAUCUUGUGAAAUUAUUUUGAUGAGGAGCUGCUGGGGAAUUGAGAGGAAGUAUCUUGAUUUAUUAUCUGUCUUCUGCCAGAGAAAAAUGGUAAGUGUUGGACCACUUGUUACGCUACCUGACCGUGAAGAAGAUUAUUCAGAGAUCAUGAAGUGGCUAAGCAAGAAAAAUCAGUUCUCUACUGUGUUCAUCUCUUUUGGUAGUGAAAACUACUUGUCCAGGGAGCAGAUUGAAGAGAUGGCACAAGGCUUAGAGCUUUGUGAUGUUAACUUUAUAUGGGUAAUUAGAUUUCCUCUAGGAGAGGCAAUCGGUAUAAAAGACGUACUACCAGAGGGAUUUCUUGAGAGGGUGCAAGGGAGGGGUAUGAUUGUGCAGGGAUGGGCUCCACAGGCUAAAAUUUUGGCACAUCCAAGUACUGGCGGUUUCUUGAGUCAUUGUGGAUGGAGUUCUAUAAUGGAAAGUAUUUAUUUUGGUGUACCUGUAAUAGCCAUGCCUUUGAAAUAUGAUCAGCCUCUACAUGCUAGGCUGGUGGUCGAAGCUGGUGUCUGUGUGGAGGUUCCAAGAGAAGACAGUGGACAAUUCAAGAGAGAAUGCGUGGCAAACUCAAUAAGUAAGGUGAUUGUGGAGAGGACAGGAGAAGGCAUGAGGUCGAAGGCUAACGAAUUGAGAAAUAAGAUGAAAGAUGAAGAAGAAGUAGCCAUAAAUGAAACAUCAGAGCAACUAUUUCAGCUUUGUGUCAAGUUUAAGGAGAAGUAA
Molecule: messenger RNA, 1311 nt
Organism: Fraxinus pennsylvanica
Lineage: Eukaryota; Viridiplantae; Streptophyta; Magnoliopsida; Lamiales; Oleaceae
Source: the annotation of a GenBank genome assembly